UGAAGCCACACGGGGAGUAUGGAAGCGCACCACACCCCCAGACCCUCCAGGUUCUUCUCAAUCUUGACAAAACCACGCAUCUCCAUAAAAUGCUUGAGCGUUAUUCCCGGUCCACUAGUCAGAUCUAUCCCACUACCAACUUCAAUCUCGCAUCAUUGGUUACAUGAGUUAUCUGGGCUGUCCUAGAUUCCUAGACCACGUUCGGAUCGACUUUACGACGUCUUUGAAAAAGACACUGCGACGGGGAGGUUGGAAACAUCAAACCAGUAUAGAUGCAAGUCUUCGCAUCAGCCAUCUGAUUCUCGACUCAUCACACCGCCAAGGUGCCAUGCUGGAUCUCACUCGCGCUGCAAGUUCAAGGGCGACUCGGCCAGAUUAUCCUACGCAGCUAAGCCCGGACUACUGGGUAACCUACGAUCCAAGACUCUUGGCCCCCCAUCUGCAACAAGGCUAUUUUUUUCUUUCCGUUUCCUCUUUUUGUCCCCUCCAGAUCGCGCAAGCACCCAAGCGGCGUUGGCAAGGCCGCAAAGCGCGAAGGAGCGAGAAAAUUUGACAUCAAAAUUGGAAAACAAGCCCACCAUGAGAUGAGGAUGACUCUCAACCCAGAUCUGGAUACUCCGACCUCGGCUGGUCCGGCAUUUGAGCAUUCAAGCUUCUUGCAAUUAGCGAUGGCUUCAUGACAUGCUGCGACAUUUAUUUCGCC
Colletotrichum acutatum is the source of this 703-nucleotide messenger RNA. RefSeq lists its product as uncharacterized. The coding region runs from base 164 to 553 and encodes 129 amino acids. NCBI's taxonomy places the organism in Eukaryota, Fungi, Ascomycota, Sordariomycetes, Glomerellales, Glomerellaceae. The transcript is spliced from 2 exons. The record is from RefSeq and is a predicted model, not a curated record.